GCGUCGAAGACGUACAAGCGGGGGAAUUCGGCGGUUGUAUAUCAUAUUUCAUAUUUCAUUAGCUUCCCUCGAACACAUUGAGUUGAAUUGAGAGCCAUCUAGGAUGCUCAGUAUACUAGGGUUUAUGCUUCUUUUGCAUGCUGCUUAUUCAUCCUACGAACACCAUCAACUUCUAAAGGGUGUAACAGUCAUACCUCGUGACAUAAUAUAUGAGAUGUUGCUGGGACUCGUUCUCUUGAACUUUGGAACGAUACAGAGUUUGAAAAAUUCAGACCGUCUCGCGGUCAUCAGCGCUCAGAUAAUUUCACCGCCGAACAAGUACUUGGGACCCAUUAGUAUCUCGGAAGCCGUGCUGACCAACAAUAGCUUGGAAAUAUCAGCGUAUGAAAUUCUUGAAUCUCGCGUGGAAUUGAUGGAUAUACGUCGCUCAAGAGAAGACUAUUUGAACUGGGUUCGAUUCCAAAAAUGAACUUCUCAGGAAUGUUGCUCUGUAUCAAAUGUGCUGUGAGGGGUGAACAACCUGACCAUUCAUUUUUGAAUCGAGUGACACAAAAAAAAGACCUACAGAAGCACAUAUCUU
Messenger RNA from Metschnikowia bicuspidata var. bicuspidata NRRL YB-4993, 580 nucleotides. RefSeq lists its product as uncharacterized. Lineage: Eukaryota; Fungi; Ascomycota; Pichiomycetes; Serinales; Metschnikowiaceae. Bases 104 to 469 code for a protein of 121 amino acids. The transcript has a single exon. Gene Ontology annotation, cellular component: EMC complex. Gene Ontology annotation, biological process: protein folding in endoplasmic reticulum. The record is from RefSeq and is a predicted model, not a curated record.